AUGGUCUACUGUGCACAGUUGUCAAGCAGCAAUGAACUCCCCGUUAUUGUGACUCAUAACUGCGUGCCUGUUAACGUCUGCGUGUCUGUUAUCGUCUGCGUGUCUGUUAUCGUCUGCGUGUCUGUUAUCGUCUGCGUGUCUGUUAUCGUCUGCGUGUCUGUUAUCGUCUGCGUGUCUGUUAUCGUCUGCGUGUCUGUUAUCGUCUGCGUGUCUGUUAUCGUCUGCGUGUCUGUUAUCGUCUGCGUGCCUGCUAUCGUCUGCGUGCCUGCUAUCGUCUGCGUGCCUGCUAUCGUCUGCGUGCCUGCUAUCGUCUGCGUGCCUGCUAUCGUCUGCGUGCCUGCUAUCGUCUGCGUGCCUGCUAUCGUCUGCGUGCCUGCUAUCGUCUGCGUGCCUGCUAUCGUCUGCGUGCCUGCUAUCGUCUGCGUGCCUGCUAUCGCCUGUGUGAAUGCUAUCGCCUGCGUGACUUAUCGCCAGCACACUUGUUAUAACGCUAUCGACCAGGACAGGCUGGGAGACCGAUAG
Procambarus clarkii (red swamp crayfish) is the source of this 522-nucleotide messenger RNA. RefSeq names its product DBF4-type zinc finger-containing protein 2 homolog. The record is from RefSeq and is a predicted model, not a curated record. NCBI's taxonomy places the organism in Eukaryota, Metazoa, Arthropoda, Malacostraca, Decapoda, Cambaridae.